AUGAAGCUGGCUAUUACUAAACUGCGAAAAGUAAACAGGGAGAUUAAGCAAGGGAUCCCAGAACUGGAAGACAUCAUAGACAAUCUCGAGUUCAUGUACAAAUCUCGAGAAAAGGGCAAUAAGGAAUCGAGGAUCCUCACCCGAGUUUCACAGAGCCCUCGGGCAAAUUCUACGACUGAGGUCAGCGCAGUUAAAAGAGUAGCCUCAAGCUCGCCGCAGAUGUCUGAAGAAACCCUCAAAAGACCGAGGCAAGAGGCGACGACGACUGAAUCCACCAAGUGGACGGAGGUCGUGAAGAAGAAAAGAAAUAAUGAGAAACCAGGGACGAAGGCGACGAAACACCUACAUCAGGAGAAAAAGAAGCCGACCAAAUCUGAGGGUAGGCCGAGAAAGAGAACUAGGCCGGACGCAAUCCUCCUGAAACCUGUGCAAGGAAAAUCUUACGCAGACGUAGUCGGAGUCAUCCACCAGUGCUUAAAGAACAGCGCCACAGGAGUGGAUAUUAGAUCGUUCCGGCAGACUAGAACCGGAGGGAUUCUCCUCGAACUAAUGGAGACCACCGUGGAUAUCAAGGCCUCAUUCGCGAAAACCCUGAAAAAAGAGGUAGGAGAAAUGAGCAGCAUCACGGAAAUGGUCCCUAGAGCUACACUGGAGAUACGGGACUGUGACUGCUGCACCUCGUCGAUAGAAGUCGAGGAGGCCCUAAAGAGGACCCUGCCAGGCUACGCGGGGAAAAUCGAUAUUAAGAUGACGAACCCCAACGCAAGACAACAACGCCUGGACCUCAUCAAAAUAGAAGAGGAAGCAGCAGCGCAGCUUUUAAUGGCCGGUCGAGUGCUGAUUGAAUUCAUCAGCUGCAGGGUCAGGCGAAGGGCAGAAGUAGGGCGAUGUUUCCGCUGUCUCGACUAUGGUCACUAUAGUGCCUCGUGCAAGGGACCUGAUCGCAAAACAGUUUGCUAUUAUUGUGGCUACACGGGGCACAAGAUCAGAGAGUGCAAGGUCAGCGAGCCUACUUGCUUCUUGUGCUCAAGGAGUGGUGUUGAAACUAGGAAGCACCUGGCGGGAUCAAGGGCCUGCAAAGCUUUCCAGGAGGCCCUUGCAAAAGUAAAGAAGUAG
Messenger RNA from Vespa mandarinia (Asian giant hornet), 1116 nucleotides. RefSeq lists its product as uncharacterized. The record is from RefSeq and is a predicted model, not a curated record. Lineage: Eukaryota; Metazoa; Arthropoda; Insecta; Hymenoptera; Vespidae.